Molecule: messenger RNA, 1645 nt
Organism: Neltuma alba
Lineage: Eukaryota; Viridiplantae; Streptophyta; Magnoliopsida; Fabales; Fabaceae
Product: putative B3 domain-containing protein Os03g0621600
Exons: 5
Coding region: 104-1378 (424 amino acids)
Molecular function (GO): DNA binding
Source: RefSeq, a predicted model, not a curated record
UCAAUCUGGUCAGCCCCGUCUUCUUCAGCUUCAUCACCGGCCGUCAGUGGAUUUAUGCUUUGAGUGAAACUGCUUUCCUCCGAAAAGCGAAGCCUCUGUGUCAAUGUCUUCCUUCUUCGGAGUCCUCGUUGGGGAAUAUGCUUCUAAAUUGCGAAUACCUCCCCUGUUUGUCUCCAGAUUUUCUAGUCUUGCACCAAAAACAGCAACACUUAUUUAUUCUUCAAAAAGAUCAUGGACGGUUGAUAUUGAGGAAGAAGAUAACAAAAAAUUGUAUUUCAAAAGAGGUUGGAAUACAUUUGUAGAAGACAAUGCUUUAGAAACUGGGGAGUUCAUAGUUUUCAAAUUUGAUGGGGAUUCAAGAUUUAAAGCCAACAUCUACGGAAAAUCUUACCUCAAAAGAAAAUCCUCAAUGUCAGUGUCUUCUUUCUUCAAAGUCCUCGUCAAUGGCGAGUCCACUACUAAAUUGAGAAUCCCUUUAUUGUUUGUCUCCAGAUAUUCUACUCUGGUCCCAAAAACAGUAACAUUUAUCAGAGCUUCUUCAAACAGAUCAUGGAAGGUUGAUAUUGUGGAAGAAGAUGACAAAAGGUUAUAUUAUAAGACUGGCUGGAGUGAAUUUGUAGAAGAUAAUGCUUUGGAAAUUGCACAUUUUUUAGUUUUCAAGUUUGAUGGGGAUUCAACAUUUCGAGUUAAGAUCUAUGGAAGCUCUGCUUGUGAGAAGGAACUUGAGAAUCAGCCAUGUGUCAAUCAGAAAUACUGCAUACAGUAUUAUAAUAAACAAACAACAACUCUAGAUCAUCAAGAAAAUCUGAAAGAAAGUGAUCCCAUCGAUGUAGAUCGACAAAAGUCGAAGCCAAAUGUUGAGAUAACAGAGGAGAGGGUUGAUCAUGAUGAUCGUCAUGAAAAUUCUAACCAAGAAACUGGGGCUCCGCAGAAAGAAGCUGAAGAACAAAGUGACGAAACUAUUGCUGUUCAAUCCGAAUCUCAUUGCCCUCUCAAGAAAACUGGCAACAAGCAUGAUGGACCAAUGCGUAAAGCAUCAUCUAGUAAAGGCCUCAGUUUGGAGUCUAAGAAGAAUCCUUCAUUCAAAAUUCUUCUGCAACAAGCCUAUGCAGAAAAGGGUGUCAUGUGCUUUCCAACAGAGUUUUUCCAGAAGCAUAUGAAAAACCAGAGACAAGAGGUAGAGAUUGAGACAGUAGAAGGAGUAUGGACUGUGACAUUACUCCCCCAUAUGAAAAGGACAAGGACAUUUGCCAGAUUAAGCAAAGGUUGGUCAGAGUUCGCCAAAGCGAACCGUUUCAAAACUGGAGAGACUCUCUUGUUUAAAAUGAUCCGAAAAGGUGAUCGUCCCAAGUUUAUUGUUGACAGGCAACGAUGUUAAGAGUGUAAGAGAUCCAUGUAGCACCAAAAAUUUUUCCUGAUAGGUCAUGUAAAUGGUAGGCUUAAUUAAGAAAGUUUCUCACGAUAGGUAAUGUAAAUGGUAGAAUAAGUGUGUCAUGCUGAGGAUCUUUCACUUGCCUUUUUGUAAACUCCUAUGAAAUGGAUUUGGAAAUAGUGAAGCAUCUUUUUGUAUUUGUGUGUGGAUCCUGGGUAUGAUCUGAAAUGUAGGGAAACAUGUUUUAAUCAAAUGUCUCCUUAAUUUGUGAUG